Blepharisma stoltei is the source of this 1307-nucleotide messenger RNA. Lineage: Eukaryota; Ciliophora; Heterotrichea; Heterotrichida; Blepharismidae. The record is from the annotation of a GenBank genome assembly.
AUGGGGACAGUAUAAAUUAUAGCCUCGUUUAGAUUCCUUAACUCCUCCACCCUGUGAAUUAACAAAACAAUUUUGUUUCAUCAAGAAGGGGGUUAUUGUUUUUUAAAAUUUAAAAAACCAAAUUUCGUAAGCAAAUAUUUAUUUUAAUUUGUAAAUUUAUGUUUUAAAAUGCAAUCUGUUUAAUAUUAACUAGAUUUUCAUAUAUCAAAUUUUUUUUCAUAAAAAUCUUUUAUAUGAAAAAAAUUUUUGUUCGAUCUAGAAUAGUUGCUUUUGAGCAAAAAAUAGGGAUUUCUGAAUGGUUUUGUUCUCUCACAGAGUGAGUAAGGCAAAUAAGAAUUAAAAUGGAUACGAUGACGGAAAUAGGAUCCAAGGCGACAUCUCCUGAUGGAGCAGUGGACGGCACAAUGGUAAGCUCUUCAUGAGCUAAGUAGUCUAUCUCAAAGGUAAGCCAGCUCAAAAAGAGGGGAUUUACUCCCUAAAGUUUUUCUGUCUCUGUUAGAUGGGCUAGACUACUUCAUGGUCACUUUUCAUCAGGACCAACAGGGUCCUCACAGACGGCUCUGUCCUAGGGAGCUAAUCCCUUGGAAAGGUGAUUUAGGUAGGAAGUCUAAAAGGGUGACCUUUUAAGCUAAGAUCGGCGGCUAGUGGCUUAGCCGCUUAUAGCCAGAUUAACUCUUAGCUUGACUUAAGGGAAACGUCCAAAGGUUAAAAUGGUUUUAUUAAUGCAAAUAAUCUUUAAAAAUUAUAUCUCUUUAGAAGAUAUUUCCUAAAGUAUCCAGAAGAUAACCUUCGCUAUAUGUACUCGACGAGAAACAUGCGGAUCAAAAAUCUCGCAAAAUUUUCCUAUUGACUCGAGUCCUACAAAAAUUGGUAAUUUAAUCUUCAUUGACUACCUUCGGUACACUGACAACUGCUGCUCCCUUGACGAUUUAAUUGAAAUUAUUCCUGACUGCAUUCCGACUGAAAUUCUUUGCUACUCCCUCACCAAAGAUUCAGACUCCAAAAAUCGGUCCUGCGUCGCUGUAAUUGGUCUCCAUCCCGAUACUUCAUUUUGCUAUAGCAUGCUUAUCGAAAUCCACGAAAACUGAGCCUUUAUUCAAUUCGGCACCAAAGAAAUGAUAGAAAAAAUCCGCCAAAAAGACAACAAUAAUAUCGAAUUUCUCCACAACCCGCUGCCAAAAUUCUCAAAAAUCGGUUUUCACAAGAUAAUUGGCCAUGUAAACGCCAUGAUUGAUUUAGAGAUAAAUUUCUCUCAAGAUAACUAUGGAAAAUACCUAUAUAGAAAAUUGAAAAAUUUGAUGGGAUAG